AUGCUUCUUGCCACUUGUGUCGUUGCUCUCUUCUGUUUUAUACCUGCGAGCAGUUUGGCUCCUCCGAACUGUGAGGACCUGGUCCGGCCUCUGGAUCAUGUGGAUGGUCAUCAACUGGACGGACGAUGGGCUAUGAUUGCAGGCAGUCUGGUGGACCCGAAACACGUGGAGAGGUUCAAAAGUAGAGACAGUGCAGUCAUAAAGUUCUCCAAUGCCAGCGAUACCUCCAAUACCAGCAACCUUUUGUUAGAGCGCAUGUUUGGUUUUGGUGACAAAUGCGAGUAUCAUCCCUCCAACAUCACACUUGAGGGCAACGGCUUCUCCUCCAGUAACGUCUCCAUAACCUUCAUCCAUACCGGCUGUUCAGACUGUUUGUUAAUGCGUUUUACUGAGGCAGGAGCACUCAGGAACUUGUACCUGUUCAGCAAGAGGAGGGAGGUGGAGGGGGAUGUGAUGGAUGAGUUCAAGACUCAGGCAGAGUGUGUGAAAAGUCAACCACCUGUGAUGAUGGAUUCCUCCAAGAAGCUCUGUCCGGACCAGAUGCCCACCCUGCCUGAAAUUGAAGAGUUGGCAGAGAAGCUAAAGGCAGUAGAGAAUGUAGCUCCUGAUGCAUGA
Xyrichtys novacula (pearly razorfish) is the source of this 615-nucleotide messenger RNA. The record is from the annotation of a GenBank genome assembly. NCBI's taxonomy places the organism in Eukaryota, Metazoa, Chordata, Actinopteri, Labriformes, Labridae.